Messenger RNA from Dentiscutata erythropus, 798 nucleotides. The record is from the annotation of a GenBank genome assembly. Lineage: Eukaryota; Fungi; Glomeromycota; Glomeromycetes; Diversisporales; Gigasporaceae.
AUGGAAUAUGCGGCAAAUAAUGAAUAUACUGAAUAUGCAACAAAUAAUGACGAUAGAAUUUCUAAUGAUUUAGUUAGCGAAACCGCAUCAUCUAUACAAAUUGAAUCAUCAAAUAAUAGUGGACGGCCCCCUGCAGAUGUAUGGGAAGAGUUUAAUACUAUAAAUAAUGGAGCAGGAAAACAUAAAGGAGCGAGUUGUAGAUAUUGUAAUCAGAAGUGGUCUCGAGGAAGAGCUCAUGAAAUGAAAUCUCAUCUUGCGCUAAAAUGUAAAGGAAAUGUGCCUAGAGAAAUCCGACUUAAAUUGUUUGUAGAUGCCUAUUAUGAUGUGAAAGAAGCUAUUAAUAAAGCUAAAGAAAAAAGAGCUAACCAAUCACUGAUUAAAUGGAUUGUAUAUUCUGGUAUUUCAUUUUCAGCCUUCGACAAUCCUUAUUUUGAAGACUAUACCAAAGCAUUAAAUCUUGGCUAUAAUCCACCCAAGCGUUCUGCCUUAGCAACAUCAAUUUUAGAUGCAGAGGCAGCAAAUAUUAUAAUAAAAAUGGAUAAGGAGCUGUCUAAAGCUAAGAAUUUAACUUUAUGCAUAGAUAGUUGGUGCAGUCCAUUGAAACACAGUAUAUAUGCUUUUGUUAUAAUAGCAAGUGAAAGAAAACAGUAUGUCUAUUCUUUACGAGAUUUUUCGAAGUUCACCCAUUCUGCAAAGUUUAAUGCUGAAAAAAUAAUAGAGGUAUUAGAGAGUAUUGGACUGAAAAAAUUUACAGCAAUAGUUUUUGAUGCUGAAUCAUCGAUGAUGGUGGCAAAAUGA